This is a messenger RNA of Rhizoctonia solani, 2256 nucleotides long. RefSeq names its product Cyclin, N-terminal domain. Lineage: Eukaryota; Fungi; Basidiomycota; Agaricomycetes; Cantharellales; Ceratobasidiaceae. The transcript has 7 exons. Gene Ontology annotation, biological process: regulation of cyclin-dependent protein serine/threonine kinase activity; mitotic cell cycle phase transition. The coding region runs from base 1 to 2256 and encodes 751 amino acids. The record is from RefSeq and is a predicted model, not a curated record. Gene Ontology annotation, molecular function: cyclin-dependent protein serine/threonine kinase regulator activity. Gene Ontology annotation, cellular component: cyclin-dependent protein kinase holoenzyme complex; cytoplasm; nucleus.
AUGAUGGGCUGGUAUAGUGGGUCCUGCUCCAGUAUGGCAUCUUCUCGCAAGCGGGCCUUCGGUGAUAGCGAAGACAAGGUAAACUUGGAUCUUACUCGUUCUGUUUCCCAUACUGAUAAAGAGCAUAUCAAGGCACUUCCGGAUCCCACUACAGAUUUUUCGGUGGAAACAUGCCCAGUUGGGAUAUCGGAUACUUUAGAUGCCAACCCUCGCCCUUCAGCCCUCGCCCCGCCACCCGGACUUGUCCAUUCUAAGGCUCUCAUAAAAUCUCAGAUUCCUCCGCGUCCCAAGCCUCCAGUACCGUCGGACUAUUUUGUCUAUCCCAAACGCAGCUGGCGCUCAAUGUCAAAGGUGCAUAUCCGAAUACAUAUAUUGGAUCGGUAUGGUGCAAGGCAACGCUACAUUACUGCUUACCAGGAGUGGGAGGAGAAACACAACAAAUGGGUGUUUGGGAUAUACUACCUGGUGCGGACUGUCACCAAGUUUCAGCGCCAAAAUAUGGGGACAGAGGCGGGCGCCGAACCUAUAGUGGAGAUGACUCGAGCUGUGCAGGAGGAUGUUGGAGAGAGAACGACUACGGCAACUGACGUGCUUGGAGAUUUGGACGUGGACAUGCAGACCGCUUUGACUGUUCUUCAGGAGAUGCCGAAGUCGACGAACUUGAUCGUGUCAAACGGUGGUGGAUUCAAACUACACAGCAAAAUCGCCCAAAUAAGAGCAAGAAUGAAUGUAGCUCAGUGCAGAUUUUGGCGCGGCUGGACCGUCAAGGCAAAGGAACAUUUGGAUCCGGAGGCCCGGGUUCUCGGGGACGCCAUGGUACACCAGACUUUGCUCUCUGGCCAAGGAGAAUGCUCUAUGAGCAACAGUGAGGAAGAAGACGAUGACGUGGAGGAAACAGGGCUUUCCCCGUCUUGGCGCAUAUAUUCUGAUCAAUGCGAGUGUGGAUAUGCAGGGUGUCAUUGUCGAACCUGGACGAAAUGGUGGGACAAGACCCUUCAGAUGCUCAAGCAUGUCAUGUUGGGAAAUGUGCUUGGGGGCCCUCCUGUCCGGUGUGUUAGAUUGAGUAUUGGGGGUCGGCAUGAGCUUGUUGAACAAGAUCCUCCGGUUCGAUCGCUUCAUCAAAUCAAGAGCUCGAGGGUGAAGAAAUUGGCAUGGAGCUAUAAGGAGUUUGAAAAUCUUAAAGCCAACCCUCCCCGUUAUUACUUGACACGAGUUACAGGACCCACGCUCGAAACCCAAGACAAUGAAAAAAUAAUCACUCUGGGCAUGCAGCGAGAAACCCGGGGCCUUUUGCAAAUGAACUCGGAAGACUACACCAGCCAAUGCCCGAACGCACUGGCUGAAUAUCCCCCAGCAUGUACUGAGACUAUGUGCCAGAAAACAGAGCGGUACCUGCCCCAGUCAGUACUGCCAAGUGCCCAGUGGCCAUCCCGGAAUCGCGCAUUACAAUUAGUUGCUUACAUUCAAUAUACGUAUCGGCUUCCGUCUGAAAUAUUCUCCUUGGCGAUCAAUUUACUCGACCGCUACACCACCCGCUGCGAACAGGUAGCGCAAUUGAAUGGCCCCCAUUGGGAUCUACUUGGCUUUACUUGCCUCUGGUUGGCUUGGAAAUACGAAAACUACACCUCGGUCCCUCCGCUUGAUGAUAUUAUCACAUACUGCCCACUUCAACGAUUGGUCCGGUCCGAUGUUAUACAUUCCGAAUGGGCGAUUCGCAACACGAUUGGCAUUGACCUAUCUUACACCAGCCCUCUACCCAUGAUGCGCCUUAGUUUAACAGCGCGCGAAUGUACAAAAGAAACAAGAUACAUAGCGAAAUUCCUUGCAGAAAGCUCAGCUUUGAUGCCCCAACUUAUGCGUUGCCCACCGUUCGCGAUUGGGCUUACUGUGGCUUGGUUGGCUUGCUUGCUGAGCGAUGUGCCCCUCGCCGAUCAUAUCUCCCAGAACGCUCACGAUGGAGGCGUCGAAAUCUACAAUAUCGCUAUGCGUGUGACCACGGGCAUCUUGAAUAUGCCCCAAUCCAUCGAGAGGCCUCGUGAACAAGCUCUAUUUUACAAGUGGACGUUACCUAUCGUAAACAACGUUGCUGGGUGGUGUCGUUCUGUUUUCGCUUCUGUGUGGCCUGAUUGGGCGAACGAUAAUGACACCUUGCCCUACCCGCAAGAACGCAUACCUGAGCUUAGAGCCAUGGGUCGAUCUAGGCCAUUCAAACUUGUCCCUGGCCCAUCUCCCGGACACGCACUUUUCGAAGAAUAA